AUGACCAUAAUCUUGGGGCUCCUUUUUGGAGGAAUUUUUGCUGUUGGCUUUGGUACGGAGGCGGAAUGUACACAGAAAAUUACGGUGCGCGUACUGCCAUACCCAUUCACUAAACCACAAACACUCCCACACCACCCAUGCAUAGAUUUCCAACAAAUUCCAGUGACAAACGACUACACCAUCCUCCACAGAGUACAGCUUGCGUACCGUAAUGGCAUUAUAGCUUAUGGUUUCCAAAACACAACACUCUCUGUCAAACAAUACGAAGAGGACAUGGUGAUGUCGCAAUGGCUUUAUGCAAACAUGAAAAAAAUUGAAGGAGCUGAGACUGACAUCAUUAUGAUAGCGCCACCACGACAGAUGACAGACGACGAAGUAAACACGCUCUAUGAAGUUGUUCAGAAAAAGACAAACAACUUUGUCGAGACGCUCUUUGGUGAUGAUUGCUUUAUUCAACUUUAUCUUCAAAGAAGCCAGCGAGAGAAGUUGACAAUCACAAACGACAGACUGAUGCCGUUCUGGCCAGACGAAUCUUACAGAGCCAUGCCUGGAAUGCUCUUCUCUAAAAAGAUGAUUGAAUAUGUCAAUGAGUUCGCGUGGAGUACGUGGUAUGUUAAUAGACAUGACGUCUUAUUCCAGCACUUCUGUGAAGUCGUUCAGAAGCCAAUAUAUGUUUCGCCAAUCAACAUCUUCGGCACCGUCCCACUUUUGUAA
Molecule: messenger RNA, 714 nt
Organism: Entamoeba invadens IP1
Lineage: Eukaryota; Evosea; Mastigamoebida; Endamoebidae
Exons: 1
Coding region: 1-714 (237 amino acids)
Source: RefSeq, a predicted model, not a curated record